AUGCUCACUCGAGUUUCUACCAUCAGUCUACGACUCAUCCACCCCAAUUGCAUUUCGGAGUACCAAGUGUCCACCACCAUCAAUCGAAGCGCUGGUCCGGUAGUACGUCGAUUCUUCGGUAUGAGUUCUACCAAGUCAUCAAAGAGGCCGGUGGGCAGGAAAUUUGUGAUUGCUUGUGAUGGAACGUGGCAGAACAGUGACAUGGGAGUUGAUACCUCACCAUUCUCACCACCCAAGACUCAAAUCCCCACAAACGUAACCCGUAUCGUCAGAGCACUCAACCACCACGACGAGAAAGGAAUUACGCAAAUCGCCUUCUAUCAACGAGGAGUCGGUACCGACAACCUCGAAGAUAAACUCGUUGGUGGUCUCACGGGGAACGACAUUGGCGAACAUAUCCGAGAAGCCUAUGCGUUCCUCGCCAACAACUUCAACCCAGAAACGCAAAAGGAUCUCGAUGAUGAGACCAAGCCUCGAGACGAAAUCGUGGUCUUGGGUUUCUCACGUGGAGCCUAUACAGCUAGAGCCAUCGCUUCGUUGAUCAGUGAUGUAGGGCUUCUUACGAAGAUGGGGAUGGAGAGCUUUUGGGCGAUCUUUGGGGAUUGGAUGAAGCAGGAUGUGGAGGGCGAGCAGAGCAAAUGGUUUUUGGCGACAUAUCCAGAGGUUGCAAAGAAGUUUCAAGCUGCAAACGGGAAGAAAAUAGGGUUUACCGACAAGGAGUACAGGGAGACCUUGAUCAAUGCUGGCUUGACGAGAUGGGGAAUGCCCGUCAGAGCUGUGGGUGUGUGGGAUACUGUUGGUGCACUCGGUAUCCCUCUACCCUGGAACAGCAAGAAUGUCAAGCCUUUUUCAUUCGUCAACACCAAGGUUGCACGAGCUGUCCAGCAUGCAUUUCACGCUCUAGCUAUUGAUGAGCACCGUAACCUCUUUACUCCAACCCUCUGGGAGCAGCCAAACGAGGGGUCAGGCCAGACAGUCAAUCUCAAGGUCCUAAAGCAAUGCUGGUUUCCCGGUCCUCACAGCAACGUCGGGGGCUCGUACCCAGACGCUGGUAUUGCUAACAUUACCCUUGCCUGGAUGAUUUCCCAGCUCGAAGACACCGACGGAGGCAUCCUCUCCUUCAAUCCCGAUUACCUCGACUUCAUCCAAGACCUCAACAGCAAAUUCUACGAGAAAGAAAAAGAGGCCAUUCGCCCUUGGGGCUUUGGCAAACUCUACGACUCAUCCAUGGUCACCGACGCUAUCACGAUGGCACAAGCCAUGAAACCCAUCAUCAGAACCCCAGGCCGGUACCACCGUGUCAGCACCGAAGACGGAAAGCAGACCAGCAUUCCAUUGAAAGGAACGGGCGAGUGUAUCCACCGCUGCGUUCGCGUGCGUAUCGAUGGAGGUGGGAAAGGACCAGAAGAAAAUACUGACGAUACAGUCUUGGAGAAGGCGUUCACGCUGAUUAAGAAGGCGGCUGGCUUCCAUCCUGACAAUACUGAGGAGGCGAAAUUCUACAACAGUCCUGGGUUGAAGAACUUUACUUUGGUAGAACCAUCUGUUGUUAAAUCUGCUAAGGAUCCUGCUGGAUCAGCGGCGGGUGUGUAUUGGAAGGGGAAGGACGGGCUGGGGGAUUUACCUGAAGAUGGACUUGGGAAGACGGAGAUUAGGUUGUUGAAGAGGAGUGUGGGUGUGAAGUAA
This is a messenger RNA of Cadophora gregata, 1686 nucleotides long. RefSeq lists its product as uncharacterized. The transcript has 5 exons. The record is from RefSeq and is a predicted model, not a curated record. Bases 1 to 1686 code for a protein of 561 amino acids. NCBI's taxonomy places the organism in Eukaryota, Fungi, Ascomycota, Leotiomycetes, Helotiales, Ploettnerulaceae.